This is a messenger RNA of Blastomyces gilchristii SLH14081, 3784 nucleotides long. RefSeq lists its product as uncharacterized. The record is from RefSeq and is a predicted model, not a curated record. Bases 1668 to 3245 code for a protein of 525 amino acids. NCBI's taxonomy places the organism in Eukaryota, Fungi, Ascomycota, Eurotiomycetes, Onygenales, Ajellomycetaceae. The transcript has 2 exons.
UCAACAGCCAGGAUCGAGCGAGUUUGCAGCAGCAAGAGAAACCCAUCGAAUUUCUCUUUAACAGCCAUUUAUGCCAAGUGAUUGUACGGUAACUACUUAGGUAGGCGGUUAAAUGCUGUGAGACAGGUUUAGCAUGUUCAUUUAAAUAGUAUUCUCUCACAUCAUAAGGUAUCCUACUCAUCCCCACUCGAUCAUUCUUCAGUCUAUCAACAUAUAUACUCACUUCACUCCCCAGAGGAAUCUUUAUGGAGCAUAAACCAUAUUUCUGUGCCACCUCAUGUGGUCCCUUUCAGACACACGCUCUCCUAUGUAUCUUCUCUCUCCCUCUCCACAUGCAGGAGUAGAGGAGUCACUCCGUUGUCGCAUGCAGCCCAUGCACCUGCGCCGUGUACCCUGUGGUUGUCCAUGUCCACUGAUGCGGCAUGGGGAGGCUACCUGCAUAUACAGGUUAAUGCAUGCGUACUCCGGAGUAAGAGAGCUAUUUCCUUCUUGUUUGCAUGGUCAGAUACGGCGAGGUCCGCCUCCUAGCGGCCAGGGCAAAUGGGAGAUUCUUUUUUUAUCUUUUUUUCUUUCUUUUUCCUUUCUUUUUCUUUUUCUUUUUCCCUUUGCUUCCUUUUUGGAAUGUUUCAUUAUCCUCAAUCGGUUGCCACCCGGAGAUAUUGCAUUCACUCUGUGUCUCUCUCUAGUUGGUUAUACGUUGUAUUAAACGGUAUAUAUAUCCCUUCCUAUAUCAGAGUUGUGUUUGUCGUGUUAUGAGUUUAUUGCCAAAAUACCACGGAUAAAUUCUUCUCUCUCGCUCUCUCUCUCUCAUUUUCAUUUUCUGUUUGUUUUUAUUCCUAGUUUGAGAAUGGAAAACCGGUUCUUUAAGACUUCUUUAUUAUUUAUACUUUGGUUCCUUGCAUAUUCAGGGCAAAAAGAAGUGUACCAAACUUUUGCUUGCGGGUGCAUGGAAAUAGAAAGCAAAAGGCAAAAGGCGCUCGCUGCAUCGAACUUAGUUACCUCAUUCUUUUUCGUCUUCUUUGUUUUUUCUCCGUCUCGGAUUCUUUCUUUGCUUUUUUCCCCUCAAUUGCUUCAAAAACUUGUUGCUGCAAGUUCCAGCCUUAUUAUUGAUUUAUUCAUUUCAUCAUAGGUUAAGCGGGGCAUUGUUUUUUUCUUGCUCGUUUUCUCCCUCAAUCCCUAUCAUCAAGCUGCCCUUCUCAUUUAUCUACCUUACUUACUCAGCUAACAUGCAGAACAAGGGAGAUUAUUUCUACUCAUGAAAGAAGUCCUGAAGCUACGCAAAUGUACUACUGUUUGUUGGGUUCCAACAAUGCUGUUGCUAUAGUUGUUGCUGUAGCUGCAUGAUAUACUGUUGGCCCUCUCUCUCUGUCUGUCUCCCUUCCCACAUACAACACAACACCUCAACCGCUUCUCCUGGCUGCAGUGCCUCUCUCUUUAUCCCCAUCUCUUAUUUUUUUUUCUUCCAUUCCCUUUCUCACGGUUGCAUUUGCUAUACAUUUUAUACUCAACUGUCUGUUUCAUCUACGGGUUCAAUGCCAAUCUCAUCACCCAAGUAUUCCAAUAAUUACCCUGUGGAUAUGACGCUACGCUCGUUCCUUAUCUAAAUCCUUUUAUUGUUUCUUUCGAUCUUUGGAAUCUUUUCUCCUCGCCUAUAUUCGCGUUACACCAUGUCUCCAUCGAUUUCCGACUCUUUCGUCGUGCAGAGAAGUAGUACCCAUGCUCUUCAGCUCUCCAAGCCGUCGGAGCAAUGGAAGCUCUCCCUCCAGGAGGUCAAACUCCUCUACUUGCGACGUCAAUACAAACAAUGCGCCGCCACAUCUACAAAAUUUCUCCGCCAAAUGGAUAACCAGCUCCAUGCAAUCCAUAAAGCAUUCCUCCAUUAUUAUAGUGCCAUCUCCUACGAAGCACUGGGAAGAGGCGCUCAUAAUUACUCGAGCAACAAACUUCCACUGCUUAACUUAGCCAGAGAUAACUUCACUGCAUGCAAAUCCUCCCUCACAGUAGCUCUACCAGGGCCCGUUGAGAAAAAACAACACCCGCCACCACAACAGCAACGGCGGAAACUCAACAACAGGAGUCGCGAACACGUGUUGAGGAACGACAAGAGGAAAACAUAUCCCGUAGUAUCACCUACAAAAACCUAUCGCGAUGCACCUACACUUGUUGAAAACGGAACUAGCUACCAUCAUUCUCCGUCAACGGCGCCAGCUCAGCAAUCUACUUCUCCUCGCCCGUCCACUAUGGUGCCACGUCAGGGACCGCCAGGAAAUAGAGAAUUCAUGCCGUUACCACUUCGCAUUCACAAAGUCUGCCAUAAUGGCUAUGGCUAUUACCAAGAUCAAUUAAUAGAAUACGACCCGCCGUCUUUACCUCCCCCAACGCGCCCACUACCCGAGCUUCCGCCAGAGGCCAAUCACACUCCGCUCCCCAGCGCUGCAAAAACCACCACCCAUGAUGAGCCACAGACGGUAUCAACCGUGCCGCUAUUUCGACCCCUCGCUCCACAGUUCUACAGACACUCCAUUGGAUUUUCCACCGCUUCUCCUCCCACGUGCGGCCCCAGACGCACAGGCAGAAACAGUACCAUCAUCCACCAACCGCAAGCCAGCGCGAACUCCAUAUUCCCCCUCCCGCAAGACUCCCCGCUCAUCCCGCUCAUCACCUCCCUCUGCACCCAACUCGACGCGAACAUAAAUUCCAUCUGCACACUGAUAUCCCGGACCCUGGACCUGCAGCGCGCCCACAACGCGAAGAAGAAUAGCCGCCUCGCCUCCUUCUGGAGCUUCACGCCGACAUAUGACGACGAGAACGUCAUCGCCAAUGACCCAUUCUACAACCACGACAACCAUGAUAAAUAUGACAAUGGCCGGUAUGGCACCGCCACGACCACCACACAGAGUACCAACUCCGCUUCCACUUCCACUGCCACCACCGGCAGCUCCUACAACGGCAAUGGAAAAAACACAUCACCACCACCCUCCUCCUUCUCCUGCUCUUCUUCCUCCUCCUCAUCCUCCUCCUCCUCCACAUCACCGCCAUCAUCAUCAUCAUCAUCAUCAUCAUCAUCAUCAUCAAGCACCGACGAAACGCGCCAGCAGCGCAUUGCCCGCCUAAAAGCCGACGGGUGGACGACGGUUGGCCUCCGGUCGAAGAAACGCGGCUGGAAGGGCUCGGAAUAUUACGAGCGCGUGUGUAAUGAGGCGUUGGCAGAGCUUUAUGGGAAUGGGAGUGGUCACGUUCGAUGAUGAGGAUGAGAAUGGGGUCGGGUUUGGUCGGGUCGGGUCGGGUCAGGGUAUGUAAUAUUAUUCAUUAUGCUUUGUUAUGUUUCAGUGUGUGAGGAACUAUAUAUGGCCAUGGACGGUGGGAUUGAUUGAUUAUAUGUGGAGUUCUGUUUUAUAUUUUAAAUUGCUCCUUUUCUUAAGUUCUUUUGCUCCAAUAUUUUUCUUCUUUUUUUUUUUCUUCAAUUAUACGAGUUCCUGGCUGUGACGGACAUAUCAUAUACGACUGACUGACUCUCUUUCAUUAUUUGCUGGGCAUUUCUUUUCUUCAUCUCUGUUUGUCCUCACACCAUUCUGAUAUUUCAGAAUUGUGUUCUCGUCACUCUUUCUUCGUCCUCUUUUUUAAUUUUAACCAUACCUCCGAAUACUAUAAAUAAAUACUAAACCCCAAUUUGCUAAAACCUGCUGUGGUAAUAAUAAGUCUUUGUUGGCCUAAACAAGCAAAAUAAAGAUAGUUAUAAAUAAAAUACUAAAUAAAUAAAUAAACUUAAAACAUCUACCUAUCU